AUGUCAAACGUAAUAAAAACAUUAUCGAUAUGCGCCGGUAUCGCUUCCAUCAAUGUGAUCGCAAGUCAUGUACAAUUAGAAACAGUUUACAAAUGGAAGUACUUCGAUUACGAGUGGGAAAGCGAGAGCCAUAGGGAAGCAGCGAUAGCAUCGGGCGAUUACAACUACACAAAGCCUAUAAUUAUUGACACCGAUCAUGCGAAAGACGGAAGAAUUUUUGUAACUAUUAUAAGAGCCGACGGAGUUCCGUCGAGUUUGAACGUGAUCGGUAAUCGGAGAGGUCCUGGUGGCCCCCUUCUGCAACCGUACCCUAGUUGGGAGUGGACUAAAAGAGGAGACUGCAACGGGAUCACCAGUGUUUAUAGAGUAGCGAUCGAUCCAUGUAAUAGAUUGUGGGUGUUAGACAACGGUAAAAUCGGAUCAGAGGUAAUAUGCUCGGCGCAGUUACUCGUUUUCGAUCUCGCUACGGAUAAGUUGAUCAAAAGAGUGAAGAUACCGAUUGAACUAUCGCAAAAUUCCGAGACAGACGUGGGCCGGCUGGUUACUCCGAUUGUCGAGACACACGGGCCUCAUUGUACAAAUACAACCGUAUACAUGGCGGAUAUCUCAGGAUACGGGCUCGUAAUUUACGACCGCGGCCAAUUAUGGCGACUCGAGUCCAAACUAUUUCGUGCAGAUCCAGCCGUUACGAAUUACACUAUCCUGGGCGAAAGUUUCACACUUCAGGAUGGCAUCCUCGGAAUGGCGAAGCAUCCGGACAUACCCGUCCUCUAUUUCAGAUCUAUGUCUUCCCAUGAUAUGAGCAGUGCGGGGACUACCGAUCUGAAAAACUCGCGACACAAUUCUAAAGUGCGCUAUCACACGAUACCAGAUGUUAUUCCCAGCCAAGCUGCGGCUAUGGCUGUAUCGUCGGAUGGUAUAUUGUUUUUAGGUUUGCCUACAGAACUGUCCUUGGCAUGUUGGAACACCUGCAAACCGCUUAAUAAAGACACCUUGGGUAUCGUGGCCCACGAUCCCAAAAGACUGCAAUUUGUUAGUGGCGUUAAAAUAAUACCAAAAUACAUAACAGGCACAAAUGAAGAAGUUUGGAUAGUGACUGAUCGUUUUCAGAAAAUCAUGGCUGGUACUAUGGAUUUUUCAGACGUGAAUUUUCGUAUUAUGAAAGCGGAUGUCGCUCAGUUGACAGCUGGUACUUUCCUACACGCCAUGACGAGAAAGAAGAGAGGCAUCAAAGGUGUACAAAGGACCGAGUGGUUGUCGUUCCAACAGCUGUGGACGCCGAGGCAAACCAGCCGAUCCAACAAUUAUAUUUACGUUCCGCCUAAUUGUGCUUUCGGGAGUACCAAGGAUGAUUCUAAUUUCAAGCAGCAACGUGAGCUGCGUAACCGUGAAAAACUUCAACCGAGCAAUUUGCCACGCAGAGAUCGAUCCGCAUUGUUACAGCUGUACGCUGUAAAAUUCAAACGAGUUUUGCCUACAAUGUGGCAGCAUUGCAGCAAAAAGAAACACCUGGUGUUGCCUCGUAAAAGUGCAAUUAUAGUGUUUGCCGGGGCGGCUAAAUGGACAGCCUUCCAGAAAACGCUGUCGCAACCAUGA
Messenger RNA from Dinoponera quadriceps, 1596 nucleotides. RefSeq names its product major royal jelly protein 1-like (gene Mrjp9). The record is from RefSeq and is a predicted model, not a curated record. The transcript is spliced from 8 exons. Lineage: Eukaryota; Metazoa; Arthropoda; Insecta; Hymenoptera; Formicidae. Gene Ontology annotation, cellular component: extracellular region. The coding region runs from base 1 to 1596 and encodes 531 amino acids.